GUCUUAUACUUCACUGCGUAAGAGACGCUUCACCUCGGGAAAGGAGUGCGUACAUAUUUUCUUGUUGUUUUGUUGUUUAAAAAAAAAAAAAAAAAGACGUUUGAGGAUGAAGGUGGUUCUGCUCCUCGUUAUCUCCUGCCUCGCCUUACAUAACGGAAAGGGAGCGCCAAGCUCUGCGGUGUAUAAGUUUGUGAGAUGUAACCCUGAGGGUGACCAGGCCAACUGUGUGACUCAACAAGGUCCAGAGAUGGCAUGGAGUCCAGACCUACCAGCCAAACUGCCUGCUUCAGAAGCAAAGUAUCUAGAGGCAAAGCCUGUGGAGGAUGAAAGUCCGCAGAGAGAGGAGGAAGAGGAGGAUGAGAUGGAAGAGGAGAUGCUCAGUGAAGGCGGGGAGUCACCUAUGAGUGUCCAGGCUGAAGAAGGUUCUGGUGGUUAUGAAGGCUCUGCAUAUUAUGGUCUAUAUGUGGCGGACCGGCCUUAUGAAAGUGAGACAGGCUCUGGGGAGUCCUGGACAAAUAAAGACAUGGACCAGUACAAAGCUGGAGAUAUGAGGGGCCCGAGGUUCUCCAGCAGGGUUUUGGAUGGUGAGGCAAAACCAGCAGAGCAGGAGCUGAGAGACGACCACCUUCUGCAGCUGUAGACUGAACACCCGACCACUUACAGACCCACACACACACAAGGCUAGCAUCUAUUUUAUUUCCACCCGGUCCAUUCAAAUAGUAAAGCAUAUAUAGCAUCACCACCUGGUGGUGGAAAACCUUGGUCACUCAGAGACUGACAAAGGCCAAAUAUAAAUUUUGUAUUCUCAGUACAGUGUAUUGAGGGGAAUUAUUCUCUUCAACAACUGUAAACAAGCAUCUGCCAAAGUAAAGGAAUGGUCUGCAUAAAUGUGAAAUACACCCACUUUAAUUUAGUUCAAGUCAGCAGUGGCCUGUGUUUGUGCUGUUGUGAAAAAGAUGUGUAAGUUGGAAAAUGCUUUUUAACAUAAAAUUUGAAAUAUGCUUUCAAACCAGUGCAAUAAGAUUUUGUCCAUGUAUUGCUCCCUCUUUUUUUUUUUUUUUUUUUUUUUAGCUAUGUGGCAUGUGUUUGUGACACACAAAACAAAGACUUAUUUAUAUUAUUUGAUCCCAUUUGUCUCAAUUGUUGUGACACUUACCCAGGAGGGUUACGCAGCCUAUCUUGAGAAUUUCUGGCCUGAAAGGUUGAACAAGUGAACCUUGUAAACCCAAACCCCUCAGGAAUGACGGGUUCAUAAAAUCUUAACCACUGUGAGCUGCAUCAUAUUCAGAUUAUUCAUUAUGCACAUGCAUGCAUUUCAACAUGCUCUGCGUUGUCUAGUUUGCAUUUGAAAUACUUCUAUUAAUAAAGGAUUUAUAACAACA
Messenger RNA from Toxotes jaculatrix (banded archerfish), 1382 nucleotides. RefSeq names its product serglycin (gene srgn). Lineage: Eukaryota; Metazoa; Chordata; Actinopteri; Toxotidae. The record is from RefSeq and is a predicted model, not a curated record. The transcript has 4 exons. The coding region runs from base 107 to 640 and encodes 177 amino acids.